UCUCACGUCCUGCGCUCACGUCCACAUGACAGCUCUCAGCUGUACGUCAACUACAACAGCUGAGCUGUUUACAGCUGCAAUGCAAGGCAUUGCAUCUCCAUUACCUUGAAAUGCGUGCAACGCAGGCUAUCAAUAGAUGACCCGAAAUUGAUGACUGGAAUUUUUGAAAUUGACGUUUUUUAAUUAGUGGUUGAUAAUUAUGAUUGUGGAGUAUAAGAAUCUUACGAACUCGUAUAUUACUUGAUUACAAAACAACUUUGGUUGUAAUUCAUACCCUAGAAUUUGUUGAGAAUUUCUUAUUGUUUUACAAUUGUUUAUACAGCUGGUAUUAGUAUUCCAACAUGAAGACUAUAUUAUACCUUGGCUCUGUGGUAGUUUUAAUGUUACUGGAUGUCAAGGGUAGUGAUUUAGUUGAAGAAUUUGAUGAAUCCUCAACAACUAAAGAAUGUGGAUGCAAGAGUACUUCUCGAAGCAAAUUAAAUGACAAAGAAGAAACUCAAGACGAAGCAGUUGAUCUGACAUUUGCAAGCAGCAAAUAUUCUGCUGCUGCAAACAUUGAAAGCAAUUUUGAGAGAACAAAUCAGAUGUCAUUCAUUAAAGGUGAUAUUUUCAAUAUGGGUACAAAUAAACCUGUGUUUGUGGCUGACGGUGAAGGACCAGAAAGAGUUGUUAAAGUUGAUAGCUUUUACAUGGACAUUCAUGAAGUGAGCAAUGCAGAAUUUGAAAUAUUUGUAAAUAACACAGGGUAUGUGACUGAAGCAGAAAAAUUUGGUGAUUCUUUUGUCUUCGAGUCUCUUCUGAGUGAAAAUACCAAAAGUAAAGUCACUCAAGCUGUAGCUGAUGCACCUUGGUGGCUUCCUGUUAAGGGUUGCAAUUGGCGACAUCCAGAGGGCCCAGAUUCAACAAUUAAAGAUCGUAUGGACCACCCAGUAAUACAUGUUUCUUGGAAUGAUGCUGUAAAAUAUUGUGAAUGGGUUGGAAAACGCUUACCAACAGAAGCUGAAUGGGAAUAUGCAUGUCGAGGAGGUCUUCAAAGCAGAUUGUACCCAUGGGGUAAUAAAUUAAUGCCUCAUGGUUGGCAUUGGACCAAUAUUUGGCAAGGUGAGUUUCCAAUUGAAAAUACAGGAGAAGAUGGAUUUAUAAGUACUGCACCUGUCACAUCUUUCCCUACUAAUUCCUUCGGUCUAAGGAAUAUGGUUGGGAAUGUGUGGGAAUGGACUUCUGAUUGGUGGAUUACUACUCACUCUUCUGAAGCAGUGUCAAAUCCAUCUGGGCCAGCAACAGGAAAAGAUAAGGUGAAGAAAGGUGGAUCAUAUUUGUGCCAUCAAAGUUACUGUUUUCGAUACCGAUGUGCUGCUCGAAGUCAAAAUACACCAGAUAGCUCAGCUGGUAAUUUAGGCUUCCGUUGUGCGUCAUCAACUUUACCAGAAUAUUUGCAGCAUAUGGGGUAACAGCUGUGAUUUUAGCUUGGGUGCUUGGCAAGAUAAAGCACAAUAUUGGUGAUACAUGAAGUUCACAUAAUGUACUUCUUUUUUUAACAAUGUUAAAGAUUAUUGAUUCAGUAUUAUUUAGUUUAAUGGCACAGGGUACAAUAUUUUUAGUUCCUUCAACGGGUUAUUAUUUAAUCUAAAGGUGGCAUUCAAGAGAUUAGUCAAGUAAUAGGCACCAAUACAAAAUAGGUUUCUUGUCAACAAAUGAUUUGCAAUUUUUAUUUGAUAUUUGAUUCUUUACUUUCAACAAUUAAUGCUCAGUUUGAUUUUUCUUUUCUUCCUCUGGUAUGAUUUGUUCCUUCCUGUCUUGGAGUUAGUUAAUUCUUUUAAAACAUUACAUCUUCCAGAUUGUAAUUUAAUGAUGUGAUUACAAAAAUUAUUUAUAAAGGAAAAAAAGUUGAGUAAUAAGGGUUCACUCACUGAAAAGUAUACUUCCGAAUGAAUGUUAAAUAUUUUUUAACAAAAACAUUUUUGCUAAGAAUGUGAAUAAAUUAAUUUUUUCCUAUCAAUUUAUUUUGUGAGCAUAAGUAGCCUACUUAAAGCAAAGGUAUACGAAAGUUUGUGAUGCCUGGUUUUUAACUUUUAUGUGUGUGUGUGAAAAAUAAAUUUGAACUCAACUGAUUAUUAACAAUGAUAAUGUGUAACUUCAGAUUUAAAAUUUGCACAACUUUCAAUUACUAAUCUAAUUACCAAGCUAAUUUUUAUCAAAUUCAUGCAUUAAUGUAUAAAGUGCAGUGUUAUGAAAGGUUAAUAUUUUUUUGCAUUAACUCCUGUAACAUUGAAUUAUAAAUAGUCCAAAUUCCACCAUAAUGAAUUGCUUGGGGGAUGAUUUACUAAAAAGAAAUGUCUUAUUUUUACACAAGGGGAUAAAAGGUGUAAAAAUAGUAAAUGUGAUACUGGGAUAUGAACUUAUCUUGUUGUAUUUUUCCUAAAAAUUUGAGAAAUUUGAAGAAGCAUAUCAAAACAGACAAUUGUCAAGAAGAGAAACAUUACCUUGAGAAAUAAACAGAGAAUAUAUUAUUUUAAAAGAAAAAUGUCAGGUUUAGAAGACAUCACUAAUGAUUUCUCAGUGAAAGAAACCUAAUGGAUCAAAAAUGUUUUGAUACAUUUUCUUCAAAUUUCAUUCCUAGGAAAGAAGAGAAUUUUCUGACCUGAGCUUGUUAAGUUGACUUGUUCAGUUGUCCUUACAACUGUAAGGAACAAGUAGUUUAGUUAGGUUUUUUAGUGCAGAUAACUGACAACUGUUGUUGGAGUGGUUGGAGGCAAUUAAAUAAUUUUAAAAAAAUUUCAUAUAUGUUAAUUUAGUUUCAGGUUAUAUUCAAAGAAAGAAAUGCACAACAAUAUUUUGAACUAUGUAUUUGAAAUCGAAUUACAAAUAGGAAUUCAAUAACCUUGCAUAACAGGUUCAUUUAUAAAUUCUGCUGAAAUACUUUUCAGAAUUGUUCUGUGGUAUCAGUGUUGUGCCUUAAGCUGUUAAACAUAAUUACAUGAAAUGCACAUUACAAGAAGUUCCUUGAUCUUAUUAGAAGAUUGGCUGAUUUAACAAUUUGCACUUAACUCAAAACACAUCUUUUCACACUAUUGGUUCAAAACUAUAUCAAGAUAAUAUCAACACUACAAAAAUGAUCAUGAAUGUAAAAUAAAUGAGACUAAGGACGUCAAAAAGUAAAAUAAUAUGAGAUAAUAAUGUGAAGAAAGAAAAUGAUGUUUAAUGUUACUUUUCUUCUGCUCUUUGAAAAUUACAGUUUUUUCCUUAUUUAUUUACAAAAAUGUAAUGUAUGCAGUUAUCUGAGUAUGCCAAAGCUGUGUGGUCUAAUUCAUAAAAACAAAUUGGCUGGAAUCACUGGAGAACAAAAUAUUGGAGAAAUAGAGGGACUAAAUAAUGGUAAGACUCAGUAAGUGAUUUACAGGAAAGGCAACUGAAAGUUUAAAAAAAUUUUGGCAAACAGGUGGUCAUCAUAAAACAUAGAUUUAUUGCAUUCAAAAUACUGCAUACUUUACUAUAUCAUAUUACACUACUUCACCAAUGUCUUACCAAUUUCUGGCAGAAAUGGAAAAGCUAAGUAUUUCAAUUUUGUAUGUUAAGUAACAUUCCAUUGUCUAGUCCCACUACCCCAAAUAAGAAUUAUUAUUUUCUGCCAACAAAAAUUAUUUAGAAAAUUUUCAUUUCAGGUUUUGUCUACUUAUCCAAUCUUCAUAAGAUACGUUUUUUAAUGAAGUCAUAAAUAUUCAUUAAUAAAAAAACAAAGUAUUUUACAAAAAAAAUUUAAGUUUGCAUUCAAUGUGACAUAAUGACUUAAAUACUUGUGAUAUAGACAAAAUUUCUACAGAAUGUCAAAUAUUUAAGUAGUUUUUAAAAAUGUGAAUUUUGAAUCUUUUGUUUGUGUGUAUUGUAUAUGCAUGUCAGUGCACAACUUCAAAACUAUAGAUGGAUUUUGAAUGUUAGAUGUCAUGUCAUUUCACCAGCCAAUUAAUGUGAUUCAUAUUCUACAAAAUUAUACUUGAUUUGAGAAUUAUAUUUACUUUUUACGAAGAAAAAAUCCUGUAAAUGUUUUCAUUAUUUUAUGAUUAGAUAUACUCGAAUCAUUCCUAUUACAUAUUUUGCUUUCCAAAUUUUUCUACAGGAGUUCAAAACAUUUUGUAUACGAUUUAGAAAAGACACUGCAGAAAAUUUUAUGAUCACCUAUCAUAUACAUUUUCUAUAUUGAAAGUACAUACACUUCACUUUAUUGCAGAAGUUUCAAACUGGAACAACCCUUUGUGAGUUCAGGAAAAAUUGGAGGAGGACAGUUUUGUUAAAUGAAACAGGGCAAUAUAUAAAAGCAGUUAAAAGUACAACAAGAAAGAUCGUAAUUUUUCCUUUGUGUACCUCAAGUUAUAUAACAUUAAAAUCCUAACUUAUAUGCAUGAAAUUUCCUUUCAUGUUUUGGCUUCAAGCUAUAAAUACUGAUUGUCAGCAGUGGCAUUAAAGUGUUCUAACAUACUUUUACUGACAAUCGUUCACCAGUAUUUUGAUAAAGUUUCCUGUUUCAUUGUAAUUUUAACCUCUAUUAUCAUUGUGAAAAAAUUUAAGUUUGUGCUACUGUUAACUUGAUGCUGCUAACUCGUUUUGAGAAGAAUUCAGUGCCUAUUUGACUUUCGUAAAUUACCUUUUUAAGUGGAUAUUCCAAUGUGAUUAAUAUUUGUAAUAUAAACAUGAAAACUAUUUGAUAAACAUCAUAAGGUAAUUUUAGUAGAGAAAGAAGUAUGUUAAUAAUGAAGCAGUAAAGAAGCCAAGGUUAAUGUUAAAUUGUAUUAUUUGGAAUAUUGACUCCAGUAGUAACAAUCAUGUGCAGUAAUUUCAGUGUUGUUUACUGUUGAAUUACAAAGGUUCCUUACAUGAAAGGCUACUUCAAAUUUCAAGGAAUUAUUCAGUGUAUAUUUGGGUAGCUAAAGAAUUUUUUUUUAACCAGCACUCCAAGCAUGUAACUAAGAAAAUAAUUUUGUAAUUGAAAAGGUUUUUAAUUACUUUGUGGAAUUGUUUCCAACAAUUGCCUUUUUAACAAAAAAAUUGUUCUGGCCCCAGCCAGGACUGUAUUAUGUUAAACGUUGUUAUAUUAUACAUAGUCACACUAAUGUUAAAAAUGCACAAUUAUUGUUCCAGGAAUGAAUUUCAUUGAGCGUAAAAUUUUGAAAAUCAAAAUACACAGCAUCUUUAAAAUAUUGGACAGAAAUAAAGCCUGUUUCUUGUUAAGCAAAUAAAUAUAUGUACAUAUUAAUAUUUUUACCAAUUUUGAAAUGACAGUGACAAUAAGAUUGUGUUAAACAGUUUGAAAUCUGAUGCAAAUGCAUUUUUCCUUGUAACUAAGAUUUUGAGGAACAGGUAUUUGUGAAGUAAAAGAUUGUUGUGCAGCAUGUUAGUCAAUUUGUCAUCUGUGUGACUUGAGAAAAGAAAUAAUCACAGAAUUAUGUACAGAAAAUAGUUUAGUGAUUGAAAGAAAAAAUGAUUUAAAGAGAGCUACUUAAAAUGGAUACUUAAUAUUGUACUUAAAAGUUGAUUAGAUGUAUUGUAAUAUGUGGAAAAGUUAUGUGAAACUUUCUUUUGAAGAGUGAAAGAAGAGUUUACAUUAUUGUGAAGAAAUGUGGCUAAAUAUUUGAACUGGUAAAUAAAUGAAAAGUUGAAAAGAAGUAUACUCUCAUUUGCCAUAAAUAUGUAUGUAUUCCUCGUGUCAUAAAAUUCAUUGUAGAUCAGGGUUUGAUCAUGUUUAAAUGAAAAAGUAACUGAGGAGUUCACUAAAUCAUGGGUAUUUCUUCUAUAAAUUUGUAAUACAUUUAUUGCCAGUAUUUGUGCAUAUUUUUUUUGUAUUUGUACAGUUUUCCUCAUUGUUACUAAAUAAAUACAAACUUUAAACAAAUUGUGUAAUUUUUUUACAGGAACAUAUUUAUUAAAUCCAUUUAUUCAUAAAAUACCAUUAACAUUUGACUAAGUUAAGAGAGAAUUACCUAAGUGUACUUCAUGUGAUUCAUAAUGUAGUGCAUGUCAUAAAAAGUUUGUCACCUUCAUGGCUUAACAAACACAUCUUCCUGACAAUGUUUCAUUCACUGUUCACCACUGCUCCUGGUUACCUCAUACUAAUCUGUAUUCAGUGUUUUCAUUUGUGUGUGUUAUGUCAGACCCUCCAUCAUCUUCAAACCAUUCUCAAAAUAAUUUGUUAAUACAAAUAUGGUUGUAUUUUUAACCAAAACAUUGGAAGAAAAAACCAGAAAAAAUUAGAGAAUUUUCUCUCUUGAAAUUUGAAGUUCUAUUACAAAAAGAGACAAUGAAGAAUAUGAAAAAUAAACUAGUUUGUGACUCAGAUUUUAAUGUGUUGUUAGCGUUCAAUUUUUACUUUCUUGUAUUCAUACGUAAUGAAGUAAUAUACAUAUAUAGAGAAUGUUAUACUGCACCAAAAAAACAGCAAAUUUUUCAAUGGAAAAACUCCUGUGGGGUCCUAAUAGAGAAAAAGUAGAUAAAUCCUCUUCUAAAAUGCUUUAAAUUCCUAGCUGUAUUACAUUAUGUAGUCAGAUUACAGAAAUUGUGGGAUGAUACCGAAAAAGUGAUACCAACCUUGAUAGCAGAAAAGUGUUUUCGCAAAAAGUCUGUUUGUCCGUGAACACCACUACCACGUAAACCAUACAUAGGAUUUCUUCCAAAAU
Molecule: messenger RNA, 6665 nt
Organism: Gryllus bimaculatus (two-spotted cricket)
Lineage: Eukaryota; Metazoa; Arthropoda; Insecta; Orthoptera; Gryllidae
Source: the annotation of a GenBank genome assembly